AUGCCAUUCCAGGAACAUGAGCAAGUAAUAGAGGGAAAAGUUUUCGACGGCAGAACAACAACGCCACCGGGGCGUGCCAGCGGCGCUGCCAAUGAAGGCGAUGUUGAACAUGGCGAACCCGAGCCCCCUGUUGGCCUCCGCGAGAAGCAGCCCGCGGAUCGACUUAGUGGCCGCCAGAUCUUCUACAUCUUUGGACUCGACGGAAUUGGCGCUGCUGUUCUUUCCGGCGGGAUAAACUUUGCCAUCGCCUACGGCAUGUACUCGACCCAGAACGUGGACCUGCAUCCCAUUCGCUUGUUCCAGCUCCCCAAUACAUUAGCCGGAGAUGCGGUAGUCACCAUCCUCAUCCAAACCACAAUUACAUGGUUCAUCGAGCUUGUAUUGGUCGAGAAUGACAUGAAGAACGGCGUCGUUCGGCCAAUAGGCUUUAUCAGAGAGCCCUCGCGCCCGCUGUUGCGAUGGCUGAUGCUGCUGGGUCGGAAACAAGCAACGAACCCAAAGAGUCGCGCUGGGUCACUUACCGGCCAUGCCGUUCGGAUUGGUCUGAUGUUUAUUCUCUCUUUCAUCCUUCUCUGGCCUGCCUCGAUCGGCAUAUUGUCUACCAUUGGGGAGCGCAGAGCGGGCGGUGAUUGGGACUGGUACUUCCAACGGGAAUGGGCACCUCAAGCUUUCAAGGCAGUUUUUGGGGGUCUAUUGGCGCUUUUGACAACCCCUGUUAUGGCUUCCUUCUGGCUAGUCAGGGAGGGAUGGCGGUUAAAAGGGGGAGAGUCAUUGGUGAGCUGA
This is a messenger RNA of Colletotrichum graminicola M1.001, 783 nucleotides long. RefSeq lists its product as uncharacterized. Bases 1 to 783 code for a protein of 260 amino acids. Lineage: Eukaryota; Fungi; Ascomycota; Sordariomycetes; Glomerellales; Glomerellaceae. The record is from RefSeq and is a predicted model, not a curated record. The transcript has 2 exons.